This is a messenger RNA of Gastrolobium bilobum, 715 nucleotides long. RefSeq lists its product as uncharacterized. The record is from RefSeq and is a predicted model, not a curated record. NCBI's taxonomy places the organism in Eukaryota, Viridiplantae, Streptophyta, Magnoliopsida, Fabales, Fabaceae. Bases 60 to 365 code for a protein of 101 amino acids. The transcript has a single exon.
GGUUUUGUAUUCCAAAUCCCUAGCUUAGACAUAAUCUUUACCUGAACAGUGAAGUGAACAUGGGUCUGCUUUCAUGGUGGAAGGGGAAGAAAUCCCAACCUGAAUCUGAAGCAAAGUCGCAAAUUAAGAACACCAAUGCCACGGCCAAACCCACCACCGCUGGCGCUGAGGUCCCUGGGAUGAACGGCGCUAUGGAGGUUCCCCGACCCCCAAACACCAACGUCUCCGUUUUCGAAUUCGGCGCUUCCAACGACAAGGUCACACUCGCUGGCUAUUGCCCUGUCUCAGAAGACCUCCAGCCAUGCCGCUGGGAGAUUCUUCCCGCGAUUGGGUCCAACGCGCCCCAGUUUCGCGUCGUCUUCUGAGACUAGCUUGCUCUGCUUUACUUUCCCAACCCUCUGCCUUAAAUGAACAAAACUGAUGCACUUUUUGGUAUAAAUGAAACAAAAUUUGGGCUAUUUCUCAUGUUUUAAUGUAUCUGCUUGUGUUCAGUAUGGUGAGCUGUGACAUUGAUGCAUCCCCCGAAUACUAUGACUAUGACCGUGAUGUUAUGUUAUGUUAUGUUAAUCUUAGUGCGCCAGGUAUCUAUGUAUUGUUUGUGUUCUGUUGCUUUAUGCUCCAUUUAUUCGUGGUAUCUCACUAUCACUGUCUGGUUCUAAGAUUGUUCCAUCGACAUUUCUCAUUUUUGUUAUAUAGUUAUAUCUCAAUUAUCCGA